AUGCGCUCAGCUAGUGGUCACCCAAUAGACAUUCUCUUUGUCGAUUAUUAUCGUAUUCUUGGAGUGGAUCAGCAGGCUUCGGUAGAAAGCAUAAAAGCAGCGUAUCAUGAGCGUGCGCGUCUAUGGCAUCCGGACAAAAACGAUGGCAGCGAGAAGAGCAAGGAGAGGUUCAUACAACUACAACGCGCUUAUAAAGUUCUAUCGGAUCCGAACAAACGCGCUAUUUAUGACCGCUUCGGAGCGAUGGGUUUGGAUGUUGCCGAACGCUACGACGAGGAUGAACAACAAUAUAUGGCAGAUUUUGCAAGAUCCACAAAGUGGAUUGUACCACGAACAGAAUAG
Molecule: messenger RNA, 342 nt
Organism: Strongylus vulgaris
Lineage: Eukaryota; Metazoa; Nematoda; Chromadorea; Rhabditida; Strongylidae
Source: the annotation of a GenBank genome assembly